UGCGAAUGGCCUCUUCACAAAUUUUGAUCACUUUUCUCAUCGUUCUCUUCCAUUUUCAACACUCAUCAUCAUUCUCCCUCUCGGUCGAAAAACCCCAACAAGACACUAUAGUUUCACCCACAGGCACAUUCACAGCAGGCUUCUACCCUGUUGGAGAAAAUGCUUAUUCCUUCGCCAUAUGGUUCACUCAAAAACAUAAAAACCUCGACAAGGCCACCGUUGUUUGGAUGGCAAAUCGUGAUCAACCAGUUAACGGGAAACGCUCAACACUUUCACUUCUUAAAACCGGCAACCUCGUCUUAACCGACGCAGGAUAUUCCAAUGUUUGGUCCACUAACACUAACUCAUCCAAACUACGUGAGUUGUUUUUGUCCGACACCGGAAAUCUCAUUCUCAGAGAGCGUAGCAAAAAUGAUUUCAUUUUGUGGCAAAGCUUUGAUUUCCCAACAGAUACUCUCCUUCCCGAUCAAAAUUUCACUAGGUAUAUGAACCUUGUUUCCUCCAAAAGCAACAACAAAUAUUCCUCUGGCUUCUACAAGCUUUUUUUCGAUAACGAUAAUCUUCUCCGUUUGCUUUACGACGGCCCAAUAUUUUCAAGUAUUUAUUGGCCAUAUCCUUGGCUUGUGAGUUGGGAGGCUGGUAGAUCCUCAUACAACAAUAGUAGGGUUGCAAAAUUAGAUGUUUUGGGGAAAUUCAGUUCUUCCGAUGAUUUUACUUUGAUGACAAGUGAUUAUGGGACAGUGCUUCAACGAAGAUUGACUCUUGAUUUUGAUGGUAAUGUUCGUGCUUAUAGCCGAAAACAUGGAGACGAGAACUGGUCCAUUUCUGGGCAAUUCCACCAACAACCUUUCAAAAUACAUGGAAUUUGUGGACCUAAUAGCUUUUGCAUUAACAGUCCAGAAAUUGGUAGAAAGUGUUUGUGUCUUCCUGGUUUUAGUAGGAUAGAUGAUGAAGAUUGGUCGCAAGGGUGCAAACCAAACUUCCAACUUUCAUGCAACAACAAAACAAGGUCAGAGACUCGCUUCCAACGCUUACCCCAUGUUCAGUUUUAUGGAUACGACUAUCACAACCAAGCAAAUUAUAGCUACAAACAAUGUAAGCAUUUAUGCUUGAGAAUGUCUCAAUGCAUAGCCUUCCGGUACCGUAUGGUGAGGGACCAGGGUAUGUAUUAUUGCUAUCCCAAGACACAGUUACAAAAUGGGUAUAGUUCACCACAUUUUGGAGGAUCAUUGUACUUGCGAGUGCCAAAGAGAAAACAUGUUUUUUCCCAUGAGAAUGUUAUAAAAAAUGGUAGUUUGGUUUGUUCAAGACAUAAUGGAGUAAAACAACUAAGAAGAUCAUAUGUCAAAGGCAAUGAAAAUGGAUCACUGAAGUUUAUGCUUUGGUUUGCUACUGGCUUGGGAGUUAUUGAGGUACUGUGCUUCUUUAUGGUAGGGUGCUUCUUAUUUAAGAAUAGAAAACACUCUAGUGUAAAUAAUCAUGGGUAUGUUUUUGCAGCAGAAAUAGGGCUUAGGAAAUAUAGUUAUUCGGAAUUAAAACAAGCUACAAAAGGUUUUAGAGAAGAGAUUGGAAAGGGUGCUGGAGGAACUGUUUAUAAGGGUGUUUUAUCGGAUAAUCGAGUUGUUGCGAUAAAGUGUUUACAUGAAACGAAUCAAGGAGAUAGUGAGUUUCUUGCUGAAGUUAGCAUCAUUGGAAGGCUUAACCACAUAAACUUGAUUGAAAUGUGGGGUUAUUGUGCAGAAGGAAAGCAUAGGUUGUUGGUUUAUGAGUACAUGAAAAAUGGCUCUUUAGCUGAAAAUCUCUCAUCAAAUGCACUUGAUUGGGGCAAGAGGUUUAACAUUGCUCUAGGCACUGCAAAGGCUCUUGCUUAUUUGCAUGAAGAAUGUUUAGAGUGGAUUUUGCAUUGUGAUAUAAAGCCACAAAACAUACUCAUUGACUCUGAUUACCAGCCCAAAGUAGCAGAUUUUGGGUUAUCUAAGCUAUUACAAAGAAACAAUGUUGAUAACUCAAGUAUUUCAAGGAUGAGAGGAACAAGAGGUUACAUGGCACCUGAAUGGGUUUUCAACUUGCCUAUCACAUCUAAGGUGGAUGUUUAUAGCUAUGGAGUUGUGGUGUUGGAGAUGAUCACCGGAAAGAAUACAACUACAUCUAUCCAAAUCUCAGAAAAUGGAAUGGAGUCACCUAACGAGAGGUUAGUAACAUGGGUGAGAGAGAAAAGAAAGACAGUUUCAGAAGUUAGAUGUUGGGUUGAGCAAAUAGUUGACCCUUCAUUGGGAUCAAAUUAUGACUUUGUUAAAUUGGAGACUUUGGCAACGGUGGCUUUGAAUUGUGUUGAGGAAGAGAAAGAUGUGAGACCUACCAUGAGUCAAGUUGUUGAAAGGCUCCAAAGUCAUGAACAUGAUUCUUGAUUGUUUCCCCUAUAUAGAUAGAGUGGCCUUAGGAUUAGCUUGUUGUCUAAGAUAAACUUGAUUUUACUUUAAGUUUUAUUGCAAUCUAUAUAAAGGCUUAUACACGUUGUAUUUUCUUUGAAUGAUUUUGAAUAAACAAAAUAGUUACUAAUAUGGCAUGUAAGAAUCUUUCCGACUAGGAAUAGAAAUCGAAAAAUGAAGAAUACAUUCAAAACAUAAAUAAAUAAAUAAAGAUGGAAGGAAUCACCAUAUAUAUGAUUUAGAUUUGCAGGCUGAGUAACCAUCAUGAAUUAAUCAAGCUUUGCAGAGAGUUGUUAAGUUGAGAAUAGUAAAAUAUAAGGAUAAGCAUAUGUUAAAACUAACUACCAUUACACAUAUAUUAUAAGAUUUUGUUUGCGAGUAUGGAGGGAAGGGGAAGUUACUGCUUAGAAACAUCACCAUACACUUACUUUAAGAGAACGGGUCAUGAAACUAGUUUGGGAGGCCCAAGUUCAAACGAGCGACUUUUAGAAAUACUUCGGGCGACCUACUAUCUAGCUUUGGGCCCUCACCUGCGUUACCCUUUUCGGAGCCAGUAAAUUAUCCUAGUCCAAUAUGUAAAGAGAAAUUUUCACUCAAGGUGCUCUAGAUAAGGAGAAAAGCGAGGAGUUGGAUACUUGGAGUAAGAGGUUGAUUCCUUGAAGGAGAAAACCAAAUAGAUUACCACCCUUAAAGAGAUUUGGCCUUCACCAAGAAAUUGUGUGAAGAGUAGGAUAUUUCCAUUGAUUGCUUGAAGCUUGAUGAGGCUGUGAAAAUUUCAGUUCUAACUCUUUUUAGAGAUGAUUUCACAAUAGUGAGACUCUUUGUCAGGUGAAUUUGACAUAGAUAGGCCCCUUUACAGAAUUGUUUGACGUGUAGAUGAUCUUUCUGAGUUAAUUUCUGCAUAAAAAGUAUUAAACCAAUGCAUAGUUAAUGGAUAUCUUGUUAUAGACUCUUGCGUUUGCAAAAGAAAAUCGUUCCACUACUUUUCUUAACAUGAUUAAAUAUAAUAAUGUUCCUCUCAUUAAUAACUCCCAGAGGGGAGAAAAGAGCUUCAUGCUUAUUACUUUUAGAAAAUUAAAUUAACAAAAGUAGAAAUGAGG
Messenger RNA from Vicia villosa (hairy vetch), 3529 nucleotides. RefSeq names its product putative receptor protein kinase ZmPK1. Gene Ontology annotation, biological process: protein phosphorylation; recognition of pollen. NCBI's taxonomy places the organism in Eukaryota, Viridiplantae, Streptophyta, Magnoliopsida, Fabales, Fabaceae. The record is from RefSeq and is a predicted model, not a curated record. The coding region runs from base 6 to 2408 and encodes 800 amino acids. The transcript has a single exon. Gene Ontology annotation, molecular function: ATP binding; protein serine/threonine kinase activity.